Oreochromis niloticus (Nile tilapia) is the source of this 8768-nucleotide messenger RNA. RefSeq names its product cadherin 24, type 2a (gene cdh24a). The record is from RefSeq and is a predicted model, not a curated record. The transcript has 14 exons. The coding region runs from base 638 to 4474 and encodes 1278 amino acids. Gene Ontology annotation, biological process: calcium-dependent cell-cell adhesion; cell morphogenesis; adherens junction organization. NCBI's taxonomy places the organism in Eukaryota, Metazoa, Chordata, Actinopteri, Cichliformes, Cichlidae. Gene Ontology annotation, molecular function: beta-catenin binding; cadherin binding; calcium ion binding. Gene Ontology annotation, cellular component: adherens junction; plasma membrane; catenin complex.
GCAAAAACCCCCAGAAUGAAGCAAAUUAAGAAAUUCCUAGGGGAGGACCCCAUGCUCCUUUAUAUGAUGUCGCCAAUGCUCAAGCGAAAUCUAUACCCACAUAUUUUGUCCAAGUACACCACAAUGAGACUAACAGUUUGUCUUUGUGGCACUCAGUGGCCGCUAUUUCAAAAAUAGUAGGCUUUUAGAGUGACUAUGGUCGUUGUGUGAUAGUUACAAAGUAAUGGAGAGAGGGAAAAUAGAGAGAGGUAUACAGAGAGAGAGGGACGGAGGAAGGGAGGGAGGGUUAGACGUAGAGAGCGAGAGCGAGAGAGAGACUGGGCUAAGUGGACAGACCUCACGUUGAGCUCAGAUGAACCUCGGCAUCCUUUCCCACGUUGGAUCAUUUCAGCCCCGUUAAACCAGAGGACCACCGGAGCAAAACCGCAAACACACGGUGAUCCUCUGCAGCAUGUGCACUGCAUGGGAAUAUGUGAGUAAAGAAGCCGAAAUGAAGACAAACACCAGGGAGAGGGGCGGAAGAACUGAAGCAGGGGCAGGACGAAGGCAUGCUGGAAAUAAACCAUCAUAAAAACCGGCAGCUGAUCAGCCCUUUGUCAGCCAUUUCACAAGACAAACCGAUCGGUGAACCUCAGCAAUGGCAGCACAUGUUGUGCUUCUUUUUCUUUUAUUCUGCAAAGGGGAAAGACACGGCGUCUCAGAGGCUGUCGGCCUUUCAGAGGAAGAUCCGGAUUCUCAAGUAAUAUCAGACAAAAAGCAACAAGUUUUACAUCAUCCAAAGUCCCUGGACAAAAUUUUUAUUGGAAUCAAAGAAUUGGAAAGCCAUGUACAGGCUUCAGAGAGUGAUGUAAGAACUCUGCCAAAUGUGGCUUUUCAACUAAAUGACGGCAAAGCUAAUGAUUCUGACUUUAAGAGCAAUGCAGCAAAGCAAAUCGACAUGAGACUUAAACCUCCAGAUUCUUCUGCCAAACCUCUUAUACCUAAACAUAGCUCUGAACUCAGUGUGAACCGUGAGAAAAGGAACAAUUUGACUAAUGAAGAGGUUGAAGGUGUAAUUAAUGAUCACAGUCUAGUGCCAAGCUCAGAGGAGGAGUACGUUCUCCAGCCUCAACUCUAUUUGGAGACAGGUGUCGGUGACGUUCUGCCUGAGAGGCUACGGGGCCUCUCUAAAUGGGUCACAGAGUCUGAACAUAGUCAGUCAGAGCCUUACCUGCUGCCACACUCUCGCCGCCGUAGGAGCUGGCUCUGGAACCAGUUCUUUGUGAUUGAGGAGUACAGAGGGCCUGAGCCUGUGCUCAUUGGACGGCUGCACACGGAUAUGGACAAAGGAGACGGAAGCACUAAAUACAUGUUGGAGGGAGAGGGAGUGGGCUCUGUGUUUGUGAUCGACAGCAAGACGGGCAACAUACAUGUCACCAAGUCUCUGGACCGAGAGGAGAAAGACGAGUAUCGUCUCGUCGCGACUGCUACAGACCGCGAGACCGGCCGAGCCCUGGAGCCGUCCUCUGAGUUCAUCAUCAGAGUUCAGGACAUCAACGACAACCCACCUGUCUUCCCCAGUGAACCUUAUGUUGCCAUGGUGCCGGAGAUGGCCAACAUAGGCACGUCAAUAAUCCAGGUCACAGCCAGAGAUGCUGACGAUCCAACAUAUGGGAACAGCGCUCGGCUGGUGUAUGCCAUUACUCACGGCCAGGACUUUUUCUCUGUGGACCCUCAGACAGGCAUUUUGCGGACGGCGGUACCUGACAUGGACAGAGAGACUCAGGAUGAGUAUCUGGUCGUCCUCCAGGCCAAAGACAUGGGGGGCCAUCUUGGUGGAUUAUCGGGAACUACGACCGUCACAGUGAGGCUGAGCGAUGUCAACGACAAUCCACCUCACUUUAGAAGGAGUGCGUGGUCCUUCUCUGUAUCAGAGCUGGCGGCACCAGGUGUGGAGGUGGGCCGUCUCACCGCCACUGAUCCUGAUCUGGGAGAAAAUGCACAGCUGGAGUUUACCAUCCUGGACACUGAGGAGGCUGAAAUAUUCAACGUAACUAGAAGAGACAAAGAGGCUGUCAUUGUGCUGAACAAGAUCCUGGAUUAUGAAACACGUAAUUCGUAUACUUUCUCAGUGGAAGUGACAAACCCUAUAGUGGAUCCCCGAUACAUAAGAAAAGGUCCCUUUAAGGACCAGGCAACAGUCCGGGUCAUGGUCCUUAAUGCUGAUGAGCCACCGCGAUUCUCCCAGGCUCUGUACCAUCUGGAUGUUUCUGAGAACUGCCCCCCUGUCUGCUCUGUCGGUCGGGUCUACGCCGUGGACCCAGAUACAGGACAAAGCACCAACAUUAGGUACUCCAUCGAUCCCCAGUCAGACCCCGAGGCUCUGUUCCGCAUCGCCUCUGACACUGGCUUUAUCAACACUGUGAUGGAGCUGGACCGUGAGCAGGAGCAGUGGCAUAAUAUCACUGUCAUCGCCACACAGAGGGACAACCCAAAUCUUGUGUCAAGGGUUGUGGUUGCCAUAGAGACACUAGACCAGAAUGACAAUGCGCCGGAGUUGGACAGGCAGUACACGACGUCAGUAUGUGACUCCAGUGCCCCCGGUCAGGUGGUUCAGGUUUUACGAGCCAUCGACAGAGAUCAAGGAGGACAGGACGCCCCGGUUCACUUCAGCAUCCCUCCAGAGUCCAGCUCUGCCCUCAACCUCUCCAUCAGAGAAAGCGGAGGUGUGACAGCCAGCCUGGUGCUGCAGACAGCCUUAGAGCCCCUGCCUGGCUUCUCCUCAUCUUUACUCACCCUUUACGUACCAGUUGUGCUGCGCGACGGGGCCUCGGGUCUAACCAACACUGGCACAGUCACCGUGACUAUUUGUCCCUGUUUGCGGGGGGGCAUGCAGACUGAGGACAGGGGCAGACAGAGGGACAGGAGAUGGGAGAGACACAUGGUUUGUCUUCCCGUGCCAUCCGCCUCUCCGUCUCUUAUAUUCAGUUUGGUGACAUUACUGGCCAUGCUGGCCUGUGUCACAACUCUUCUGGUGGUGUGUGCACUCUCGCUGUCAUUGCGCCAUCAGAAACGAGACUCCCACUCAACCUUCGAGGAAGAUGAUGUCAGGGAGAACAUCAUAUCGUAUGACGAUGAGGGGGGAGGGGAAGCAGAUACCGCAGCUUUUGACAUUACAGCGCUGCAGAGCAUGCACAGAAUACAGCACAUGCACAACAACCGAACCAUAUGGUACACCCAGCAAAAUCUGCCAAGGGCCAGGACGUACAGCUGGAGUCGUCACCCACGCCCGGGCCUGGACCCUCAGCAACGUCCGGGCUCCGCACCGCUCUACGGGCGCUUCUGCUACGGCCUCCACACACUGCCUGUUCUCAGAGAUUAUCCAGCCGGGCCACUGGAGGCAGGUCUGCAGCUAACUCAGCUGACCCACGGGCUCACCAGAGGUCAUUUCAGCAAUUCCCUCAUCAUCCAGAACCAGAACACCUUUGAGCCUGUGCUGCACUCUCCUGAGAUGAGCAGCAGUAGUUUCGAAGCAGAAGGCAUGGUGAAAAGCAAAAUUACAGAGCGAAAUGAAGGCAGUGAAGCAAUCGCAGCUGGCACAAAGGAGAAUCAGGAUCCAGCUAAGACAAAAUCAACAGAACCAGAGUCAACACUGAUCACCAACAUGGCCGCAGAUUCGACCUACUGUGACCCAAAUGAGUCUUCAUGCCAAAGUCACACCAGCUUCUCAUCAAACCAACAAGAGGGGCGACCGGGGUCAUCCCAGACUCAAAUCAGCACUGGAGCCACGAGCUGCACCGUAGAUGACAUUGAUACUGAUUCUUCUAUUCCCUCCAUUUCCGAGCAAAAUUAUUCAAACAGCAGUCAAAUGAGCUCUGUAAACACUCCUGUGUACCUGAAAGGAGACACAUACAGCAUUGUGGGCUCGCUGAACCCAAACAGCCGAGGGACGUGUAUGAAUGGGACUAACAGCAGCGGGCUGUACCCAGCGGGAGUGCAGCUACUGAACAUGUGUGGACUCCAGGGAAAGGAUUUGACCCCACAGUCUUUGCCCUUACCUGAGGGGAUGUUUGGCAACAGCAGAGGCUGGGCAAGUGGGGCGGAGCCGGCGAGAACAGAAACGACCAACCCGCAGCCUCUCAGGAUGGAGGAGCUCUUGAAUAUUCGUCUGGACCAGGUCACCUUUGACCUGUCACAGCCACCCUAUGACUCACUGCAGACUUACGAGUUUGAGGGCCGUGAUUCAAGGGCCGAGUCGCUGAGUUCACUGGAGAGCGAUGGAGAAAAGGAUGAUGGGAGGGUGGUGGGAGGGAUAGAGGAGCUAAACCAGAAGUUUCAGAGGCUGGUGGAGAUUAUCCGAGAGAGGAAGAGGGAAAAGGAAGGAGAAGGAGAAACGCGAGCGCCAGAGGGAGGCAAGACAGCAGAGACCACUCUCAGUGAGACUCAUAAACAAAGUGAGGACAAAGGAGCUAAACUACAGAGAUGGGAUUUCUAGACUCCAAUAAAAGAAAAGUUUCAGAGAGGAGAACUAUGUUGGCAGUGAUGGAUUUUAAACACAGCAGGGGUGGCAAAAUACACAGCCUCUGACAGAAAUCGUCUUGUUGUUUGCCCCCUGCCAGGAGGAAUCCAGGAGGCUGACAGUACAGUGAAGAUUUGUGGUGCAAUCAGUGCACAGCAUAUAGUUUUCACCUCCACUGAAUUUUAGCAAAUGCAUAUGGAACCUGUCACUUUUCACACUUCUCUUGUAACUGAUAUUAAUAAUGCACUUGGGCUUUCAAAGCUAACAUUAUGAAAAAUUUACUUUUAUGUAAAAUAUUGAUUCUAAGCCCUGAAAGCUGCAUUGUUAGAAAAUAGGCCUCAUCAAAUAUUGACCAGAAUUGUGACAUUUAAUAUUGAUCGUUUAAUAGGGGCACACGCUCUAGAUAAUCCCUGAAAUUUAUAAACAUUUGGAUGUGAAUUGGAGAAUUUUAAAACACGAGAAUUUUAAACAUGCCAUGACACACACUGCCGCAUGUUUACAGAGCCUCUCCAAUGAGUCUAAUUGUAUCUUGUAGCUCUGCAGAGAGACUCCUGCAAGUAGUCACCAUUAUAGUAAAACCUGCUCACUAUGCAAUUUGCUCACAAUUAGAAAUAAUUAGACUGUCACUGUCAGACUUGUGUGUUGUUGUGAAAGUACAGUAAAACAUGUCCAUAUGUAGAUAAACAUCAACCUCGACUUCAGUGAUUAUUGCUGGAUAUUUACUGGAAUCGCCACACGGGAAAUGCAAAGGACUGAUUCUCAGUUAAACUGUUGCAGACACGAGCUUACACUAUACAAUUCCCCGUAAUUUCUCCCACGCAAGAUUAUUUAUAAUUCACCAUUGUGUUUGGCCGUCUGGAAUUAUCUCCAGAGGCUUAUUUAUCUCCCACCUUUUAAAGAGACAAAAUUAGGCAAAAGCCAUUAUGCGACACAGUACACACAGCCAUUGUUCUUGUGAUGAGCCCAGAACACAGGCAACAGAAAAAUAAUCAUUUACUUUGAGAUUUGGUAAUGUUAUUCAGGCAGUUUGUCAUUCUGACAAUGACUCAUUUCUAUAGCUAUUUCAAAACUAAUUUAUUAUUCAGAGGGUAUCAGAAUGAGUUAUUAAAAUAACAUUAUUUUCUAUAACAUCGUAAAGCAAUUUUUACUUUCUUCAGUUUUUCCCUUUUCCUGGCUUCCUCUGCAGGGGGAAUUUAGGUCUUAAUCGGCCUCAGUUUUAAUAAAAUUGGAUUGCUUUUUGAAUUAAAUUUGACAGAAAAUCUUUGGCUUUCUGACAAGGAAAAAAAAAAGAGGCAAGACAAUGAAAUGCAGAAUAAAAGGAACAGGCCAGAUGAUAAAUCGCCAUCACCACACAGCAUAUUAUCAGGAUGCUGCGCAUCGUCUGGCAUGGUACUGCGAGAUAUUGCUGUAGCAGUGACACGUUUCCUCCCAGAUCACAAGAACGCACUGAAUCUAAUAACCAACUAAAUAUAGACACAAGUUAGAAUGAGAAAGUCGAGCUGUGCUAUCACUUCAAAAGUAGUCAGACAAAAAUAAAAUAACAGUAAAUUAAAAUAUGUUUGAAAUUCAAAUGUUUUAAAGGUACAUUUACGCACACUUUAAGGGAUGCUGAGAAAAGUGCUGUGAAGAGCAAGACCUCAGCGUUGGGCCAGGAAACAAUAACUGACAGUACAAUGGUGCCACCUGAAGUUAAAACAUAAGGACUGCAGCUGGAAAAUUACAAAGGAAAAGCUGGAAAUAGUUACUGAUAAUUAAGAAGAAGAAAAAUGACAGUUCUCUUGUUUUUUAAGGCUAAAAAAUUCAUAUAAUUCAAAACACACUUCACCUAGAUACAAAUCAGGCAGUGUGAAAAUUAUUCAGCAAGGAGAUAAGAAACGAAAGAGACUUAAAGCUGUUUAAUUUUUUAUCAUCCCACAUUUAUUAUAUUUUAUAAUAAAAUAGAAAAGCUUAUUAAAAAAAAAGAAAGGUAACUAUGUCAUACUUCAGGUCAUAAAGGUUAAUUUUACCAUAGCAACUAGACCCGGAUAAAAGUAUGUGUCGGUAACUUAUGCUUCAUUGAAAAUUCAUAAAUACCUUGUAUGCUACAAUUGCUAAAUGGCACCACAAGAUGGCGCCACCUUCCUUUUAGUUGCGUUAAAUUCUGGUUGAAAACUGUAAAUUUAGGUCGAUGUGAUUAUUUCUUCUAUGAUUUUUUUGGGGGAGGGACUAAAAAGCCUUCUCUUAGCUGAUACUGGAGAAACCAGUGAAACGUGGCUAGUUUUCUGGUUUGUUUGUUUAUUUAAUGUUUAGAGGUUGCGCGGCGUCUUCUGAUUAUUUCAUUCAGGUCCCUCAGCUUGUUGGUUAUGUCCAUUUUCCAAAUCUGGUUUUAAGUAUUGUCUUGGGAGGGAUAUCUCAAGAACAUUUCUCGAGAUGUGGUCUCUUUUACGAUGGCCGUGUUGCCUGAGCCUCAGUCCUCUAUGUUAAGUAUGAUAUAGCUGCUCACCUGUGCAAACCAGUUUGAAUAAAUACGGCACCCAUCAAACUCAAACCACUCGAACUGUUCUCAUAAUGGCUCAUGCGGUGACCUUUUAGCACAGAAAAACAUUAAUGCUCGUAAACGUCCCAAAAACUGUUCCCAUGAUUCACGGGGGAAAAAACUAUUUUUACAAAAAGCUUCUUUUUUUUUAUUUUUAGGAAGUGUAAUCCUUUACCCUGAUGGAACCAUCUGGAAUAUAUGAGGGAUGUUGAGGGUCAAAAACAAAGAGAAAACCCUCUGUGUUUUAAGGAUGGCACCUAUAACCUUAGUGCACAGCUUGACAUGGAUUUUAGGAGUAAAAAUACCAAACAGAGAAAGUGAAAAGGCCAGGUCAAUAAAAUGAGGAAUCAGAAAUUUUCAUCACUGUCAUGGCUGCAUAUAAAGUUCAGUAUUUGCUUUUUUUUUUAAAGAACUGUUUGCCUUUUUACAUAUAGCAUAUAGCAUGUUUCCCUCAGAACAAUGGCCACACAUUUAUACAGAACUGCUGCUACGGGUCCUCCUUAAAAAAAUCUGCCAACUUCCCUUUGGUCACAUUAUUGAUUAACAAAUGGGUCCAGUGUGUCUGGAAAGUUAACUUAAGUUUCUAGAAAGUCAGCCUGCAAACGUAUAAAUAAAAAAUAUCUUCCAGUUAGUCAGAUUAUUUAUCUGUAUAAUUUUAUUCAAACUCAAAAACAUAUUUGGAAAAGUUACCACAACCCUUAGAGCCAUAUGAAUGUUUAAUAAACUGUAAUUAUUCUGUAAAUUAGAAUACCAUCAACUGGAAUUAUUUCUGAGUUAGUCACUAAGUCAAAGUAUCCUUGGGCAAGAUACUGAACACCAAGUUGCUCUCGAAGAGUUCAUUUGAGUGUGAAUAUUAGAGAUAGAAACCACUUAGGCAUGAAAAAGGUGUUUUUGUGAAUGGAUGAAUGAGGCAAGUUGAACAAAGUGCUUUGAGUGCUCAAGCAGAGUAGAACAGCUCUAUAUAAGAACCAGUUCAUUUACUUUUUACCACAUGUGAACUUAAAAGUGCCUAUUUAGUGGUGUUAUUGCCCCUCUCUAAAGAUAGGCAUCCAUAAAUGUCACCAUUGUGGCAUCAAAACUGCAUUUAUUAAACCAAAUAUCAAACGUGAUUUUUAAAAAUGUUCAAAAUGUUUGGUGAAUUUGCACCAGAUAAGCUAUAAAACUCGUUUUUCGCCAUCAGUGAAAAUUCAGCACCUUUAAGACUUUAUUAGUCUUAAUCCAACAAGUGCCAACAAAUUCAUCAUCUCUGCUCAUCCCAUGAGAGCACGAACGAAUGCAGCUGCAUACAAGCUACAAUUUGAUUAACAAGUGGAUUUGCCUGCCAGCACAGAGCUGCCAAGCCCUACUGAGUCAAUGCUGCAUCAUGAUUGGCUCAUAUGUUUCUAGGUUUAGCUGUUGAUUGGCUCUUUGGUGAGAGGGGUGGGAUAUUCAGCAUGUUUACAGAACUCUAUAGAUUUUUCUUCAGGGUUCUUAGAGUGUCACAUCUCUCUCUUUAAUAAUGUUUGUCAUGUUACUCGGAAAUACCAGUAAUAUGACCAGACUCUUUACCAGAAUUACUGGUAACACUUUACUCCCUGUGAAAGGUCACCGGUGUUAAAUCAUUUGAGGGAAAUGCCCUGUUACUUUUCUCCAAAUGGUCUGCAGGGAGGCAGAAUACAGCAAGUCAAACAUUGCAGUUUAAACACCUGUUCACACAGAAUCUUGAAACUUUGUACCAACACAGAGUGCAGAUAAGGAACCGUGAGUGUUUUAACA